Messenger RNA from Dufourea novaeangliae, 1230 nucleotides. RefSeq names its product glutaryl-CoA dehydrogenase, mitochondrial. Gene Ontology annotation, cellular component: mitochondrial inner membrane. Gene Ontology annotation, molecular function: flavin adenine dinucleotide binding; fatty-acyl-CoA binding; glutaryl-CoA dehydrogenase activity. NCBI's taxonomy places the organism in Eukaryota, Metazoa, Arthropoda, Insecta, Hymenoptera, Halictidae. The coding region runs from base 1 to 1221 and encodes 406 amino acids. The transcript is spliced from 6 exons. Gene Ontology annotation, biological process: fatty acid beta-oxidation using acyl-CoA dehydrogenase; fatty-acyl-CoA biosynthetic process. The record is from RefSeq and is a predicted model, not a curated record.
AUGCUAAAAAGUACAAAGAUAUUCGAAUGUUUUCAAAAACCAGCUGUCUUUAGUUGGGAAGAUCCUUUCGAUCUCGAGUCACAGCUGACUCAGGACGAGAUCCUGAUUAGGGAUCAGUUUCGCGUCUACUGCCAGGAGAAGCUAUUGCCACGUGUGAUCGAGGCGAAUCGUAAAGAGAUCUUCCACAAGGAGAUCAUGAGAGAGUUAGGGGAACUCGGGAUUCUGGGGUGCACGAUGAAGGGGUACGGUGCCGCGGGGGUGUCCUCCGUGGCGUAUGGACUCAUGGCCAAGGAGAUAGAGACCGUGGACAGUGGAUACAGGUCUGCCUUUUCGGUGCAAUCCUCGUUGGCAGCCGGCGCGAUAUAUGCACACGGGGACGAGUCGCAGAAGGAACGAUAUUUACCAAAACUCGUUUCCGGUGAAUUGAUUGGUUGCUUCGGGUUGACCGAGCCGAACCAUGGUAGCGAUAUAGGAUCCAUGGAGACCAGAGCUACGUACGACCCGGAGAAAAAGGUUUACAGGCUGAACGGGAGCAAAACAUGGAUUACAAACGCUCCCAUCGCCGACAUACUGAUUGUCUGGGCGAAAUGCGACGACAAUGUGAUCCGUGGGUUCGUGGUCGAGCGUCAGGGGAACGAGAAUCGUCUGUCCACACCAAAGAUAGAGGGUAAGUUCUCUUUGAGAGCUUCCAUCACGGGGAUGAUACUGAUGGAUAACGUGGAGGUGCCGUCGGUGAACCUCUUAUCGAACGCCCAAGGUCUAAGAGGACCUUUCACUUGUUUGAACAACGCUCGAUACGGCAUCGCGUGGGGCGCGUUGGGCGCCGCGGAAGCCUGCUUCAGGGCGGCCAGGUCGUACACCCUCGACAGAAAGCAAUUUAACAGGCCACUGGCGGCGAACCAAUUAAUGCAGACGAAGCUGGCCGACAUGAUGUGCGACAUCGCGUUCGGUCUUCAGGCCUGCGUCCGAGUUGGCAGACUGCUAGACGAGGGCAAAGCCACCCCGGAAAUGAUCUCCAUGAUCAAGAGGAAUUCGGCGGCGAAAGCUUUACAAAUCGCGAGAACCGCGAGGGAUAUGCUCGGUGGCAACGGAAUAUCGGACGAGUACCAUAUUAUUCGUCAUGUGAUGAACCUGGAGAGUGUCGUCACCUACGAAGGCACGCACGAUAUUCAUUCGUUGAUACUCGGCAGAGUGAUCACAGGCAUUCAGGCCUUCAGUUAAGGGCAAUCU